CUGCGGUUCCCCGUUCCCGGCCAAUGGGAGCUGCGGGGGGCGCUGCCUGGAGGCAAGGGCAACGCACGGAGCCCUCUGCCCCCACCCCACCCCAGGGCCAUAGGGAAGUGGUGCCGGCCACUUCUGAGAGCGGCACAGGGCCCGCGGCGCCAUGGGGGGCAAUCCCGGGGGGCGGAUCCAAAGCCCUGAGGGGCCGGAUCCAGCCCGCGGGCCACAGUUUGGCCACCCUUGCUUUAGACUGUAAGCUCUUUGGGGCAGGGGCUGUCAUUCACUACAUGUUUUAAUUGUGUCUACUGCAAUGCGGCCCAACCUGGUUGUGCCCUUUAGGUGCUACUACAAUAUAAAUGUUUAUUAUUAAUAAUAGAGUGAAAUGUGAGAUUUUUACUCUAUUUCUUUUCUCAACCACAUAUAUUAAUGUGAAAGGCUAUUCUUAGAACAUUAUGAAAUAAGUUUUUUGUUAGCUUCCAAAGGGCAAAUAUUUGAAAUCUCAAAGCACACAUGAAAUUUGGAAAACAUAAUUUUGGAAAUGAGAUGACCUACCUAGUUAACUAAAAUAAAUGUUUUAUAUAACAAGGAAAUAAAUGUCAAUGACAUUUUAAACUGAUUUUUCUGGAUGAAUUGCUUCCUUUUUUAAACUGAAUUAGAGUAAAAAUGUUUGACCAAAAGUGCCAAGUAUUAGUCAAUUUUUUAUCAGCAGGAUUUUGCACAGAAGUGAGGCACAUGUGUAUUCAUUUUGCAGAAUGCAAGCAAAAUGCAGUUCCAUUUGCUGCCUGCCUGACUUUUUUUUUUAAUAAUAGUCAAUUUAAUAUGAAGAGAAUUUUUGUUUUCUGACUGAUGAAAUGCAAAGCUGCUUGAGUGAACAAUGACAAUCAGGUUAUCUGUGUGCUUAUUGUCUCACUGAGCUUCUCAAAGCAUGAGUCCUCAUCUUCUGGAAUAGAAUAUUCAAGAGAAUUAACGGUUCCUGGAUGAAAUCAGCUGGAGACGGGGGUAAAAUAUCAUGCAACAGCUACAGGCAGAUGAACUAAUAAGGGAUGCCUCUUCUGAAGACCCUACUGUUUCUCUGGUCUUUUUUCCUACGCCACAUCCCUGUUGACCCAGAGAACUAGGUUGCUUUUUGUAUCACCAGCAUGGACUACUCCCAAUUUCUCUCAGUAGUAAGUGCAGCAAGAGAGGAAAAUCUUAUAGAAGUUACAGGUAGUUUGGCACAGAAGAACCCCUCAGUAAUCAUGAUCUCUGGAGGCAUGCCAAAUCCUAACUAUUUCCCAUUUAAAACAGCAAGUUUCACUCUUGAAGAUGGAACCACUAUUGAAAUUGGGGAGGCAUUAAUGAAGAGAGCCCUCCAGUAUUCCUCCACAAAAGGAAUUCCAGAGUUCUUGUCCUGGCUAAAGGAUUUACAGAUGAGUCUCCACGAUCCUCCCACUGCCAAGUACAGUCCUGAUCAGGGCCAAAUGGAGAUAUGUGUCACCACUGGCAGCCAGGACGGCUUGUCUAAAGUGUUUGAUAUGCUUGUCAAUCCUGGAGAUAAUGUCCUUUUAGAAGACCCCAGCUACUCAAGGACUCUGUCAGCACUGAAACCACUGGGUUGUAACAUUAUCAAAGUCCCUACUGACAAGCACGGUAUUAUUCCAAAAGCUCUGAAAGAAAUUCUUUCCAGGUGGAGACCAGAAGACGCAAAAAAGCUGAACAACAAUCUCCCCAAGUUCCUCUACACCGUUCCAAAUGGUAGUAAUCCAUCUGGAACCUCAUUAACUGCUGACUGCAAGAAGAAGAUAUACCAGCUUGCAAGAUGUUAUGAUUUCCUUAUAAUAGAAGAUGAUCCAUAUUAUUUUCUUCAGUUUGAAAAGACUAAGGCACCAUCAUUUCUGUCAAUGGAUGUUGAUGGUCGAGUGAUCAGAUGUGACACUUUUUCUAAAAUUAUCUCUGCUGGGUUGAGAUUAGGCUUUUUAACAGGCCCCAAACCUCUUAUUGACAGAGUUAUUCUACAUAUGCAGAGUUCAACGAUAGCCAGCACUUUCACACAGAUCCUAAUGUCAGAACUUCUUCACAAAUGGGGACAAAAGGGUUUGCUGGAGCAUGUAGAUAGGAUAAUGGAAUUCUACAGGACCCAGAGAGAUGCAAUGCUUGCAGCAGCAGACAAGUGGUUAAAAGGUUUGGCGGAGUGGAACAUCCCUACUGCUGGAAUGUUUUUAUGGAUUAAGAUUAAGGGAAUUUCCAAUGCAUACCAGAUGAUUAUGGAAAAUGCUUUGGAGAGAGGGGUGUCUUUGGUUCCUGGACAAUCGUUUAGCAUUGAUAGCUCAGCUCCUACUCCCUAUGUCAGAGCUUCCUAUUCUUUUGCUUCUCCAGACCAGAUGGACCAGGCUUUCCAGAAGCUGGCUGAGCUUAUAAAAGAAACUGUCUGAAAGGAUCAGAACAAACUGGCAUUUUUAGAAACCUGGGUUCAUUGACAUUUACAAAUUGUGUGCCUAAUUUCACUGACAAGUCUAAAGGAGUGAUUUUAUUUCUACUUGCUGUAAUUGCACAUAACUUUUAAUUUUAUUCUUACUGGGCAAUUUUGCCAUGAUGCCAUCAAGUACCAUGAUACCUGAUAAUAACCAGCACAUAGACAUAUAGUAGAACAUUACAUUUUCAAAGCACUGUACAAUUAUUAACCAUUUAGUUCUGAUUUCUGUGAGUUAGGUAAGUAACUGUUAUCCCCCUAUUACUGAGGCAUGAAAAUGAGGCACAGCGUUUAAGAGACUUGCUCAGGGACACACAUCAGGUCAGUAGUAGAGUUAGAAAUCGAGAGCUCCUGACAGCCACAUCUGAUCCCCAGGAGCUGACCACUAGACCAUCGCUUCCUUUCUUCCCAGACACCGCACAUACAUAAUGAAUUUGAUUUUAUUUUUAAUAGGUGGGUUUCUGCCUGUCACCACGAGAGCUAUGUACCCACUGACUGAAAGCAAGUAUUUCCCACCUGUAGCUCUUCUGCCAGGGUAGGGUCAGCAGCAACAAGGGCUGGGUUCAGUAUCUAGGGGUUCCUCUUAAAAUUACAACAUUAUACCAACUCAGACUCCCACACAGAGAUCUGAGAAAACUAGAUACCUCCUAUGGCCACCUCUAAUGGAUAAUACUUCCCCACUCGCAAGUACUGAGUCUAUGUAAACAAAAAUGUUUAUUAAAGAGAGAGAAUACAGCAUUAAUUUCGGAAAACACAGCAAUGAGGAUUCAAAAGUACACCGACACCCAUCCCUCAGCAGCUUGGGUGGUGUCCUUUGCCUCAGUUUCCCACCUUGCAGUGUGAAAGUCCAAUGGACAAAUAUCCCUUCAAUACACCCUUCCUCCUUUCCCUAUUCUACACUCUAUUCAUGGGUUGUUGUCCAAGGUCAGCAAAGAUCCCAAGUCUAGAGGUUCCCCUGGAGAGGACUGACACCUUCAUUGAGGACUGCUGCUCUUUCUGCCGUUGCUGCUUGCAGCUGUCACUGCCACCUCGACUGCUGCUCUGCUGUGUCCUUGGUCCAGUCCGGCUCUACUGCACCAUGACCAACUGACCCAGCUAUUAGCAAUCAUAGGGCACCUUUGAUGCCAUUGCUGCAUCUCUCACCAUGCUGCCUUUAGCCACAGUGCCACAUUUUUGGAUUCCACCACCUCGCCUGUCUCUUAGUGAUCACAGCUGUAUUGAUCUCACUGGAUAGCGGGGAAAUUCACUGCUGCUCCCUUCUCUGUGUUGCCUUUUAUCACAACACUGUUUCCACACCAGGUCUAAGACUCAGUCCCUUUGACCAGCUUACCAGUAACUUCAGCUUUAGUGAUCACUGAAAAGAAACAAGGACUUGUAAUUGAGUCCAAGCAGCUCUGUCUGAAGGAAGAAGAUCAUCUAGAACUGUUAAACACACUCCUCACCACCAAAUAGAAACACCUGUUCCCCUCUGAUUUUCACUUGGAUUUGAAUCACUACCCCCACACUGAGCAAGUGAGGUUACUGUUCUAGUGAGCCCCUGAAUUAGGACAUAUUAAGUAUGAUUCUGCUGUCCUUUAGUCAUGCAGUAAGAAUAACAAUAUUUCAUUACCCAUGCAUCCAAGAUUUAAGUGAAUUUUAACCUAAAACAGCAAAGUUGAUCACCCUGGCAAAGUAGGUGUGUUUAGACACCUAAGGUCUGAUCUUGAGUUUUUUCCUCUAGUUCAUCAAUAAGUAGCAAGAGAGAUUACUCAGACCACUGACUUACAUACUCCAGCAAUACCAUUACUAAAAUAGCCAGCAGACUUGUUAAAGAGCUAAACCCCCCACUGCCAAGAAGCUACAUGCACUUUCUACAGCAAUCUUUGACCCUGCUGACAUGAGGUACAGAAGUUAGACAUGGGGUAUGUCUAUGAUGCAACUGAAGGUCUGAUUUCAGCCUGGAUAGACAUACCCACACUAGCUUUAAUCUAGCUAGCACAGCUAAAAAUAGCAGUGAAGACACAAUAGCACAGGCUGUGGAAGCCUGCCCAGAACCCUGGGUGCGAAUGUGCAUUCCUAGCCUGGGCUGGGGUCCACGUUACCACAUCUUUGCUACUAUUUUUAGCCAUGAUAGCUAGAUUAAAGCUAGUGCACAUAUACCUAGCCAAGCUACAUACACAAUGAAAGGGUGAUCCCCACUCCACCAACAUAAAGCAUGAGUAUCUGAGACCCUUAGCAUAGCAUUUAGGGAUGGGUAUAGGCACCUCCUCUAGCCACUCAGUAAAGCCCCCAUACAACCUCUGUGUAGCAGCUAAGCACUGUGGUGCAGAGGGUCUCAUGCUAGUUCUCCACACCACAGGAGAACUUUACCCUAAGUAAACUAGCGUUUCUUGCAGAGUAGGGUCUCUCACUAGGCUAUCCCCCACAUAGUUUAAAAUUAAAUCCAGAAGUGAUAAGUCAUCAGGGCCGGCUCCAGGCAGCAGCUUAACAAGCAGGUGCUUGGGGCGGCCCAGGAA
This is a messenger RNA of Trachemys scripta elegans, 4932 nucleotides long. Its product is annotated as kynurenine/alpha-aminoadipate aminotransferase, mitochondrial-like. Gene Ontology annotation, biological process: biosynthetic process. The transcript is spliced from 15 exons. Gene Ontology annotation, molecular function: L-kynurenine:2-oxoglutarate transaminase activity; pyridoxal phosphate binding. Bases 1128 to 2399 code for a protein of 423 amino acids. The record is from RefSeq and is a predicted model, not a curated record. NCBI's taxonomy places the organism in Eukaryota, Metazoa, Chordata, Testudines, Emydidae.